Molecule: messenger RNA, 3235 nt
Organism: Eleginops maclovinus (Patagonian blennie)
Lineage: Eukaryota; Metazoa; Chordata; Actinopteri; Perciformes; Eleginopidae
Gene: rab33a
Product: RAB33A, member RAS oncogene family
Exons: 5
Coding region: 265-1293 (342 amino acids)
Biological process (GO): Rab protein signal transduction
Molecular function (GO): GTPase activity; GTP binding
Source: RefSeq, a predicted model, not a curated record
UUUUUUGAGGGACAGUGUGUAUGUCUGUGAGGAAAAGAUUGUGUCUGUGUGUGAGGGAAACAGUGAGCAGGGAGCCUUUAUAUGUGUAUGUGUGUAAGGGAGACAUUGACUUGGCGAGGGAAAACAGAAGUCGUUUGGUAUUUCUGUCUGCAUUUCAGGCUGAUAUUACCAGACAGGGAGUGUGUGUACACAUGUGCAUUUGUGUUGUUUUGUAAUUUAGUCAAAAUGGAGGCAAAGCAGCUGUGACAAACCACAGCAAUUUGCAUGGUUAUAUUUCAAACGGGCCACACUCGGCUGAAGCAGAGCAUCGUUGGUAUUGUUGUUGCAUCCCUGGUCUCCUCCUUCCGUCCUCCCUUCCUCCUUCAUUCCCCUCCCUUCACUCAUCCAUCCAUCCGUCCACCUUCUUUCCUCUCCACACACUCACACGACUUUCGAAUCGCCUCCUCCGGCACGAUGACCAACGAUUCCCCGGAGGAGGAGACCCGAGCUCCGGGCAGCGGCAGAGGUGGUGUUGGUGGAGGUAAAGGGAUGACACGAAGGAACCGAGCGGACGACAAUGUCACCAUCCUGACAUCCUCCAUGGAUUUACACAGAGUCGGCCGAAGCCGAGCCAGCAGCAGCACCGAUCCCGCCCCGAGCAUCACGUCGUCGGUGGAUCUGAGCAACUCCCUGGAGCUGAGCAUUCAGACGCGGAUCUUUAAGAUCAUCGUCAUCGGGGACUCCAACGUGGGGAAGACCUGCCUCACCUUCCGCUUCACCGGGGGGAGCUUCCCCGACAAGACCGAGGCCACUAUCGGCGUGGAUUUCAGGGAGAAGGCAGUGGAGAUUGAGGGGGAGACUAUCAAGGUGCAGGUAUGGGACACCGCAGGCCAGGAGCGCUUUCGUAAAUCCAUGGUGGAACACUACUACCGCAAUGUCCACGCAGUGGUCUUUGUGUACGAUGUCACCAAAAUGGCUUCCUUCCGCAACCUACAAACAUGGAUAGAGGAGUGUAAUGGCCAUCGGGUCUCAGCAUCUGUACCUCGAGUCCUGGUGGGAAACAAGUGUGACCUCGUGGACCAAAUACAGGUACCCUCCAACACAGCAUUGAAGUUUGCCGACUCCCACAACAUGUUGCUGUUCGAGACCUCGGCCAAGGACCCGAGGGAGAGUCAGAACGUCGACUCCAUCUUCAUGGCGCUGGCCUGCCGGCUCAAGGCCCAAAAAUCCCUGCUCUACAGAGACGUGGAGAGAGAGGAUGGGAGAGUCCGACUCACACAACAGACUGAAACAAAGAGUAAUUGUCCUUGUUGAGGAAAAAGAGGAGUGGGAGGCAUAAUGGAAGGGGAAGAUAGAAAGAGUAACUGUACAUGUGAAUGGAGAGGGGAUGAUGGGGAAGAUGGGGAGAGGGAGGCUAAAACAAGAGUCUUUCAAAUGAAAUGUAACUUUUCUGGUUAGAAGGAGGUUUGGAUUGUUGACACCAAGAGCAAUGUGUUUCAAGGAAGAGGCAGACAGGUGGAAAGUGGCAACGCUCAUGUAUAUUAAGGAUGACGAUGGUGAGGAUUGAUUAACAAUUCAGAAGACGAAGUUGCCUUUUAGACUACAGCGUAGUUUAGACAUUCUUCCAUUCUUCCUUCAAAUAUAGACAGAAACUGAAUAAAUAUACUUUCAGCACGCAAAGUGCAGAGGCAAACACAACACAAGGGAUGAGUCAUUAGGGGAUCUACAACAAAUAGUGUUGAGACAAGGCUGUUGUUUCCUAAACCAGCCCUGGUUUGGUCAUUACCAACAGCAACAUAUUAAAACACAGUCUUAUUUUUGCUGCACUUAUUUGUAUUGAUAUUUAUCCACAUUGUAGCUGAAAGCAGAAUGUCCCCGCUGUUUUCUACUGCCUUAAAAAUCUGCCUUUGUCAUUUUAAGAAGCAAGCAAAAGUAGCAUAGAGGAUUCAUGUAUUUCAACCACUUGAGAUGAUCUUGGUGUAUACAACACUAUGACAGCCUCUCAUGUGGAAAUAUCAACAAUUUCAGAGGAUAAAUGACACUGAUUUUUCCUCCCAUAAUGUUAGUGUAUCUAGGUCAAUCAUUCAAAGUUGACCUAAAAUCACUGUGAGAACACAAACACAUGGCAAAAAGGGUAAAACAGAAACUUAAUUUGGAUAAAUUAUGGGGCGAGAAAAGUCCAAGUGAGCUCAAAGUACCGGAAGACCUUGACAACAAGGUUUUUGGAUCAGCUAGAGGUUGCCAGGCAGCUUGUCACAUAUUGGUUUAUAGGUUUUAAGGUCCUCUUACCCGUAAGCAGGAGAAAUGCACUCUACUACAAAGAAGGGCCCUCAAGGUGAGGCUCUUUUUCUCUUCUAAUCCUGAUGUAAACAUAUUCCCGCUCUAUGCUAACCCACUGGCACUGUGGCUUAUCAAGCUUUCACUUUGUGUGCAAAAUACACUGAGUGUUUGCCGUGUGUUACAUCGAGAUAGCCAGUCAGCAAUUCCAUAUUCUUUGAUGAACAACGUAUGUUUAAAUAAAGGCCUUUCUGUCCGUUUUAGAUGGACCACAUCAAUAUCACUGCCUACAGUCUCAGAGAGGACAGGGACAAUGACAGAUCCCUGUAAACAUAGUGUGUUUAGUUAUACUUCUACACUUCCUGAAUCUGGAUGUACGGUACGAGCAGACUUUGAAUCGUGUUGUCUGUAUAAGGGAUUAAUUCCAGGAGUAUCUGAGUCAUGGAUGAUACAGGCCGCAUGAAACACUGCACAAAGCCAUAUUUAUUAUUUAUUCUACGGUACUGUUUAGUAAAGCAACACACUCAUCAUAUCUAAUCCUGCUUUAACACUGUAGCCUACUUUUGCAAUCCUAUUAAUAUAUGUGGAUGCCAUACGUUAACAAUUCAGAUCAGUGAGCAUUUCCGAGAGGGUUUUCCUAAUUAUUAUAUCCGAUUGAGUUAUUAAACACUGUGCACAUCGAGGUAAAAUCCUUCUAGGUAUUGUUUGAGCUGUGUACAUUUUUUUGCCUUUUUAAUAGUACAGAUAAACAUAAAAGGGGAAGAAAGGAGGGACGACAUUGAUGCAUCAAAGAGCCGUUGGUCAGAUUUAAUCCUGGGCAGCUAUUAGACUCAAAUUUAGUACAUGGAGCUCCAUUGGGGGAGCUACUCUCGCACCCCAGCUGUAUCAGGUUGUCGAUUGUUUUUUGUUUGUUUUUUUGUCAGAAAUGUUGCAGUUUCAAACAUGUUUGAUUGCUAUUAAAGAUGAAUAAAUUGAUAUA